CCGCGGUGCGGACGUGUUUGACAGUAAUUCAAAAAUGGGGCAGUGGAGCCGAUCAGAGUGACCGCGGCGGAGCGUGAAGGAGGCCGCCGGAGACCGCAGACACCCCCGCCCGGUGCCGCUCGGCUCUUUGUGUUUUUGUUGUUGUGUGUCUCCUUCACACGGAGGCUCCCGCGCUGACCAGCAGAAACGGGAAUGAAUGAGGAAAGCGGGCCGUUAAAAGGUGGCCGCAUGCACGGAGGACAGUUUUUUUUAGGGUUGGGACUCUGAGGGGGAAGACAGCUUUGACUCCUGCCUCUGCGGAGUGAGUCCUCUCGCUCAUACACGAUCUUCGGCGCUAACUGAGCGGAGCUACAGCUAACGAGCGGCCAGCAGACCCGAGCGGCGGCUCCUCGAGUCGGUAUGAUGCCCGGUGACAGCAGCAUGGCCUCCAUCGUUCAGAGGAUAGCUCGGCAGGCUCUCGUUACCUUCAGGAAUCCGCCCGUGGUCGGCGAAGAGGCCUCGAAGUGCUUCCUGGAGAACCACAGCAAGCUGCGGAGCCUGAUGUCGGAAGUGCGGGCGACGGACCUGAAGCUCGUCCCGCGGAGAGCCGACGACAGCGGCGCGCCCCCUCCUCAGCAUCCGUAUCACCGCGGCGUGCCCCCGGUCACCUACAUGCACAUCUGCGAGACGGACCAGUUCAGCAUGGGGGUGUUCCUGCUGAAAAGCGGAGCCUCUAUCCCUCUCCACGACCACCCGGGGAUGCAUGGCGUGCUCAAAGUCAUGUACGGGAAGGUCCGGAUCAGCUGCUUCGACCGCCUGGAACGGCCGGGCGGCAGCAGCGCGCUGCCCCGGGGAGAGAUGGGCGCUCUACGGCGCUGCGUACUCCACUCCACCGGGGAGUACACGGAGGAGAGCGGGCCCUGCAUCCUCUCCCCUGACCGGGACAACCUCCACCAGAUCGACGCCGUGGACGGGCCCACGGCGUUCAUGGACAUCCUGGCCCCGCCGUACGACCCGGACGACGGCAGAGACUGUCACUACUACAAGGUGCUUCCCGGGGAUGGGGUCAAAGACUCGGAGCAGAAGGAGAAGGAGGUCUGGCUCAUGGAGAUCUCACAGCCUGCGGAGUUCUGGUGCGGAGGGGAGCCGUACCCGGGCCCGGAGGUCUGCCUCUGAUCCCCCUGCAGACCCGCAGAUCUGUGAAGGAUCUCCAUAACCAUCUGUCAGAGCCAGAGGAGUUAAAGGGGCCAAAUCUGGGAUUUAAUUCUGGCGAAGAGUAGAGGUGAUGCACCAGCCCUGUAACACAAACUCUGCUAAAGUGAAUUUUAUUCAGUUCAGUUUCCUCCUCACUUGGACAAACAUUAGAGCCACAGGCAACACUAAACAACUUCCUGUGUGUGCUGCGAUCCCCCGUGGAUGUCAUGGUCAGGAAACCAGAUCUGCAUCACACUCUUAUGGUCCUCAAUUUCACAAAGUUUAUUUAAAAACAGCCAAAAAAAAAGAAAAGAAAAGGGAAUUAAAUCACACCAACAUGAUUCUUUCCACAGAAAUUAAACCAGAAUCUGAGGUCUGAGCUGUCCUGAAAACCUAACUCACUCCUAGUGAAUCACUCAGUGUUCAUAUUUACACUAAUUAUAUGGACUAGCUGCUCAAAUCACACAUAAAUAUUUAAUUCAAUAAACACGUUUACAGGCAUUCAGACUGUCAAACAAGAGAAACACACAAAUAAUGUAAUAACAAAAUAACUGUGAAAGUAAAUCAGAUGAAAAUUAGUGCAACUCAUAGAGAACUGAGGCUAUUACUGUGGAGAUUAAAACCG
Archocentrus centrarchus (flier cichlid) is the source of this 1798-nucleotide messenger RNA. RefSeq names its product 2-aminoethanethiol (cysteamine) dioxygenase b (gene adob). Gene Ontology annotation, molecular function: oxidoreductase activity, acting on single donors with incorporation of molecular oxygen, incorporation of two atoms of oxygen. Bases 400 to 1155 code for a protein of 251 amino acids. The record is from RefSeq and is a predicted model, not a curated record. The transcript has 2 exons. Gene Ontology annotation, cellular component: mitochondrion. NCBI's taxonomy places the organism in Eukaryota, Metazoa, Chordata, Actinopteri, Cichliformes, Cichlidae.